This is a messenger RNA of Dermatophagoides farinae (American house dust mite), 610 nucleotides long. The record is from RefSeq and is a predicted model, not a curated record. Lineage: Eukaryota; Metazoa; Arthropoda; Arachnida; Sarcoptiformes; Pyroglyphidae.
AUUCUUUAGUAACAAAAAAUUUUGAUUCGAUUAUUCAUAUUCAGAUGUUGAUGGUUUAUAUUUGUUUGUUUGUGUUUUGUAAGAUAUCUUCAUAAUAGUUUGAUAUCAUCAUCAUCAUCAUCAUUAGUUAUUUCAUUGCCAAAAUAAUAAUAAUCCGAAAAACCAAACAAUGGAUAUAACAAUAAAAAAUAAUCGAAACAAUAAUAAUAAUAGCCCGGAACCGGAAGAUAGUGGACAGGAUGAUACAGCUGAGACGAUAAUUAAAACGGAAACAGCAACAGCAACAUCGGCAGCAGCAACAUCAUCAACAUUAUCAUCGAUUGUGGCAACAGCAGCUAAUAAUAAUAGACAAAGAAGUAAUUCGGCAAUUGCAUUAUCAUUAUUAAAAUCGGCUGCUUCUUUUUCAAGCCGUUCCGGAAUUGGAUCUAUUAAUAAUAAUAAUAAUAAUAAUUCAACAACCAUUACGUCAUCAUCAUCGAUAGUUGCACCGGUGGAUUUAAGAAUCGCAGCAAAUAAUCUACUUGUAGAAGCAGCAACAACAUUUUCAUUAUGUUCAUCAUCAUCGUCAUCAUCAAAUACAACAACAACAACAACGACGACGACGCAAUAA